Rotaria sp. Silwood2 is the source of this 1092-nucleotide messenger RNA. The record is from the annotation of a GenBank genome assembly. NCBI's taxonomy places the organism in Eukaryota, Metazoa, Rotifera, Eurotatoria, Philodinida, Philodinidae.
AUGCGAAAACGAAGUGAUGAUUUGGAUUAUUCAAUCAAAGAUGUUCUUAUUCUCGAUUCAACAUCAACAAAAAAAUUUAGUCGUCAUUUAAUAUUUCAAACAAAAGAUCCAUUUCUUGAUAAUAUAGCUGUUGGUAAAUUUGUUAAUCUUAUCUUAGAAGAUAUUCAUGGUUGUUUAAUAAAUCAUCAAUGUCCAGCUGUAAUGAAUUCUUCAAUAUCUCAAACUCGACAAAUUCAAUCAAAUUCUGAUUCAUCAGUUUUUGCAAAAAAUCUUCUUACAAGUCUUGAAUCUCAUUUAUUACGAUUUGAACACUGUGAUUGUAUUGAUGAUUAUACACAAUUAAAAUUUAAAGAUAUGAUAGAACUUAUUGUUAAUAAAAGUGAUGGUAACGGGUUAACAUGGUUUUGUGAUAUGGGUGUUUAUACAAAAAAUCGAGCAUUUCGAUUACUUCGAUCAAGUAAAUUUGAUAAACAAGAAUGUUUUACUGUUGCACCAGAAAAUCAAUGGAAACCAAUUUUACGACGUGCACGCCCAUCAUCGUCUGAACCAAAUGAAGCAGAACGACAAACAUUUAUGGCUUCACUUGUUUAUUUUAAUAAACCUAUACGACGUUUUAUUCAUGUUGAUGAUGAAAAUUUAAGUUCCGUACAAACAAUAAAUUCACGUAUACAACGUUCAAAUCAAUCAUCAUAUAUGACAGAAGAUAUACGGAAAAUGUCAUUAGAUUAUCCUGAAUUAAUUAAUUUUAUGACAAAUCUAGCACGUGAUAAAAAAGAUGAUGGUAAUGGUAUUCGUAUAAGUCGUUUAUAUAAAGCAAAAGAAAUUCAAAAUGAUUUUCGAUGGGAAAUUAGUUUUAUGUAUGUUGGAGAUUAUAAAUAUUGUGAAAAAAUUAAGCGUCAUCAUAAACAAAAUAAUAUUUAUUUUGUAGUUGAUAUGCGUAAAGGAACAUAUCGACAAAAAUGUCAUGAUCCAGAUUGUAAAACAUUUCAAGGAAUUGAACAAUCAUUGCCAACACAUGUUACUCCUUGGUUAAUGAUGCUUGAUGAAGAAUGGGAAAAUCAAAAAUCACGAUCGAUGCAAGAAACAUCAUAA